AUGUCAUCUCUGGAGCAGAAGGAAGGGACUGGUCGUAGUCUCGUGAAACGGCACGUGUUUGGCGUCAAACCGGAUGUGUACGGAUGCCUCAACUGGGUGGAGGAGGGGUCUGUCAUCUAUCCUGUGGGGAAAACAGUGGCCGUGCACAACCUCAACACUAACACCCAGCGCUUCUUUGACGCAGGGAUUCGCAGUAGUGGCUUGACGGCGCUGGCGGUUAGUGCAAACAAGAAGUUCAUUGCAAUCGCUGAGGCUGGUAUUGUGCCGCAGGUUCAGAUCAUUGACUCCGUCACACGAAAACGCCGCAAGGUGCUGAAUGUGCAGGACCUCGGCAGCGAUCGCUUCGUUGCACUGGACUUCAGCGCUGAUGGUCGUCACCUCGUGACACAGGGCGGCGGGCCGCAGUGGAAGUUGUUUUACUGGAAUUGGGAGCGCUCAAAGCCGCUUGCCUUCACCUCUGUGAUUGCCGACCUUUUUCAGGAGGAGGACACGCUGCCAGGUGCCUCCGUCUCUGCGUCUGCGUCCGGCUCACGUGGGAAGGAGCAACACGGCGCAGCAGCACUGACGUCGCCGGUGUCGUGUGCGACAAUCUGUCCGCAGGACCCGCUGCUGAUAGCCGUGUCAGGUCUGGGAAGAAUACGCUUCUACCGCUACGUGGACGGUGCGCUGCAGAUGCAGCCGUCAACCGGCUACCCGAAUGAACGUACGAACAACUUCCUAACCCAUGCGUGGAUCACAGGCGAACGCCUGGUGGCAUCGACGCAGAGCGGUGAGCUGCUGCUCGUUGAACAGGGUGUUUAUAGGCGGCUGCUGCCAGUGCCACCACCCACGGUGGCACAGUCGGAGAACUCAACUGUGCUGACGAUUGUGGCAAGCAAGGGCGGGUUUGUUGCCGGCAGCGACCAAGGUACAAUCGCCAUUUACGAGAAUGGAGACCCACAAAGUGAUGAAUACGCCAUUGUGUAUAAUGUGCCUUUGCCGCUGGAGGAUGAAGGCCAGGUUAAAGGAAGUGCGUCUGGCAAUGGUGCGACGAGAGGAGGGGUGAAUACAAAUGCUACAACAACGUCUAGUCCCACCACCACCACCACUCCUCAAGCUGCUUCGCCUACUGUUUCAGGUGCUGCCGCUGGGCCUGAUGCUCCGGCUGCGAAUCCGGCAGUAAAAAGUGCGAAACCGCUAUUUCAGAUGAAUCCGUCAACACCGCCGAGAGCUUCGGCCGCUACGCUAGAGAACAUGCCCGAAACACAAGCGCGAAACGAAUCAGGGCGCACAGAAAUGCGUCGGGCAAACAGUGUGGUGCGUCUCGCGCUUGAUCAUUUGGAGGAGACUAUGGUGCUGGUGACGCACGGUGGACAGAUCCUUGGAUUUAACUUUUCCCAGUCAUGGGCGAAGCGCUCGAUUGAGGAUCCACCGCCGAUGCUACCCAUCUGCCAGCCGUUCCACGUUGGUGGCAUCAUCGGCGUGGCCUGCAGCGUGCGGAGACCGUUUCUCGUCACAAGCGGUGCGGACAAGAGCGUGCGUAUAUGGAACACCAACACGCAUCGGCUGGAGAUGUGCCAGUACUUUUCCACACAGCCCGGCCCUGUCGCCAUCCACCCCAAUGGCCUAUACGUGGUGAUAUGCUUCCACGAUAGAGUUCGCGUCAUGAGCAUCCUCUGGAAUUGCCUCCACGAGCACCGCGUGCUGAACCUCCGCAAUGUGACAGAUGUGAAGUACUCCGUCGGCGGGAAGUACUUUGCACUGGCGCAUGGUAACCUGAUCCACAUUUAUAACUCUCUCACCUGCGAUGUACAUGGACAGCUGCGCGGCCACCCGCAGAAGAUUCACUGCUUUCAGUGGUCCGCCACUUCACCAUAUCCCACCGACAACGGCAUGGUCUCCUGCUCCCUCGAUGGCCUCAUCAUCAACUGGAAUAUCAGUGAAAUGCGAAAGGAGACAGAGCAUGCUGAUAAGCGCUACCAGUAUCACGUCAUCGCCUCUGAUGAGAAGAACAUAUGGGCCGUUGGUGAACCAGCAUCAGCUAUUGCGGAUGUUCAGUCCAAGGCGACCCUGCGUGAGAUGGACCGCUUCAUCACCACUGAGACUUCUGGUAAUUCCCCAAACACCACCACCGAAUACGAGUUCCGCGACAACAUGAUCACAGCAAUUUUGGUCGCCCCGAAACAGCGGCUGUUGUUCGGUGGUAUGGAUGACGGCUCUAUCAAGUUCAUGACAUUCCCUCUUCAGGUUGGCGUGCAGGAUGUACCGGUGGUGGCGCACAUGAGCAAAGUCACGCGUAUGGCCCUCUCGUACGAUGAGAGCACCGUUUACACUGUCAGCAGCGAUGGCGCACUUUUCAUCUUUGAUGUGCGCGAGGAUGGACGCACCACCCAACGCGAGACCGGAUACUACGGUGACGAAGUCCUCGUGCUGGCAACUGAUGUGGAGGAUCGCGAGAUUGCCAUCGAGAGCCUGACUCACAUGACGGCGAAACUUAAGACUGAGAUCGAGGGAGAGGAGAAGCGUCGCAACCACGAACAGAAUACCCGUCUGCGGGAGCGCGCCGACGAGUUCAAGAGCGAGGUGGCCGCCCUCGACGCGGAGUACGCCGCAUUGUGGAAUGCCAGGGCGGAGCAAGAGCGCUCCUUUGUUGCCGUGAAGAUGGAGAAGGAGGCGGAGGCGGCGCCGCUGCUCGAGGAUGUGGAGCGCGAGGGACAGGGGGAAGUGCAGGCACUCGAUGACCUCUGCACCGAGCUCCAGCGAACACUCGACGGCAGCAAAGACAAGUACGCGCAGGAGGUGCAGGAUCUGGAGGAGCAGAUUGACCGCGAUCGCCGCGAGGACGAGGAGCGCUUCAACGACGUCGUGGCGAAGCGACGCAAGGGGUUAGAGAAGCUCGAGCGGCAGCUGCAGCGCGCCAAGGAAAAUAACGUGGAGUCGCGCCGACGCCUUGAACUUGACACAGACGCAGAGCUUUAUAGCAUUCAGCAGCGCAACAAGCGGGAGCUCGACGCGAUACGUGAGCGGUACCUACACAUGAAGGGCGAGGGCGCCAUCAUGCGCAAGAACGCCGUGCGCAUGGAGAAGGAAGCGGAGGUGCACACUAACGAGCUGCAUAUACUGGAGAGCGCCAAGACGGCACUGACGACGCAGCUCGGUGAGUUGAACCAGCGCAUGACGCAACUUCAUCAAGACAUUGAGUCACGCGACGUCGUCAUUGGCGAGAAGGAGAAACGCAUAUACGAUCUGAAGAAGCUCAACCAGGAGCUUGAGAAGCACAAAUUCGUCCUUGACUACCGCAUCCGCCAGCUCAAGUCGCAGAUGGAGCCGCGACAGCGCGAGAUUGCACGCGAGCACAAACGCAUCAGCGAGAAGAACACGGAGCUGGAGAACCUCCACCAGAGCAACAUCACACUGCGGCAGAGCAUCGAGGAGCUCAAGGCCGAUCUCACGCAGCAGCAGGUGCAGAUCAAGCAGACACUCAACCACAUGAAGGACUUCGAGACGUACAAAAGCCGCGUCAAGACGGAUGUGGGCGAGCUUGCGCCUGCGAUGCAGGACCCCGCGCAGCUGCGCGAGGUGGUGGAGCGGCUCUACCAGCGCCACGUCGUUGCGCGCGACGGCCACCGCGCGGCGCAGGUCGACCAGGAGAUCAAAGACGAGUUCCGCUCGCAGUUGGAGUACCUGAGCACCUCCUUCGAGGCGCUGCGGCGCAAGUGCAAAUCGGACCAGGAGCAGCACCGCUGUGAGGUGUCGACGAUGAUGAUGGAGAACCUCGCGCUCAUCCGCGAGAUCCACGAGCUGCGCUCGGAGACCGCCGAGCUGCGCAACCUCUCCGUGGCGGCCGCCGACGAGGCGAAGCGGCGCAACCGAAUGGAGCAGGGCAACAAGAGCGUCGUCGCGUCGAGCCGCGGCAACCCGCUGUCAUCCAGCGGUGCGCUGGGGGCGAAGCGACCAGAACCGCCGCGGGAGUUGGAGAACAACCGCACAGAGAUCCGGCAGCUGCGCGCCUUCAUUGAGGCUACGCAGCACGCAUUGGCAGCAACAGCGGCAACAACAACGGCGGCAGGAGAAGCCUCACUGCGGCACACGCCGAGUAGCUGUUCGCUUCCACCAAUCAAAUAA
Messenger RNA from Trypanosoma grayi, 4104 nucleotides. Its product is annotated as WD repeat domain 65. The record is from RefSeq and is a predicted model, not a curated record. Bases 1 to 4104 code for a protein of 1367 amino acids. Gene Ontology annotation, molecular function: protein binding. NCBI's taxonomy places the organism in Eukaryota, Euglenozoa, Kinetoplastea, Trypanosomatida, Trypanosomatidae. The transcript has a single exon.